UUGUGCCUGUAUUCAUCCCACAGGACUGAACAACUUGUUUUUUUCAUUAUGUCUCCUUUGCAGUAAUUUGUUCUUAUUAUAUUUGACAAAUAAGAGUUGUGCUAGUCUUUAGGGUUAACGUGUUUAAAUGAACAAACACGUCCUCGCACACUGAGCUCCUGUCCAUCUCGCUGAUUGAAACUUCAGCAGAGAAAGAUGUUGCAACUUGUCCCAGGUAGGCUGAGAGAGAAAAAUCCAGGGAGAAACAUACCCUAUCACUAUUAUGUGAGAAAUAGAUUGUAGGGCAUAUGUGGUUGGGAAAGUAAUGACAAAUACAGCAAACACUGAUGGAGUAAUACUGAUAAUCCACCUGAGAGAUGAAUCACAGGUUGGAUUUUCACCUCUCUGCUAUAAACCAAGCCCUGCCGUCUGUUUGGAGGUCAUGUGACUGGGAAAGGAGGGGGAGAGGAUUGGAGGAGAGGAGCAGAAAGCUAAGGUGAGACCACCUCCACUACUCAAGUUUUACCUUUACUCUGCAGGCAACACCUAACACCUACACUGAGCACCUCAGAGAGCCACAUACAGCAGCUCUAACAACAACUGGAUACCUCAUAACUGUUUUAUUUUCUCUGGACGGUGGGAUGCAUUUUACCAAUCCACCACCAUCCCUGUAGGAAUCAACCUGGCACUUUUCAGUGGACUGACACUUAAUAUUGGACUCUUAAUAGCUCGGACAUGUUUGGCCCAAGGCAGUUGGUAUCUACUCUCCUGCCUGCAGUUUUCCAUUCACCGGCAGCUCACUUUUUCCCUGCAUUCCCAACCAGACUGGGCUCUCAACCUCAGAUCCUGAUCCCGGGGCCUUUUAUCAGCUAUGAAUCCUUGAGGAAUUAUCUGCAGCCAGAGCCAUGCAAGGAAGCUUUGCUCCUGGCCACACAGGCGGUUGGGAUGGGGCCACUCACAGAGGGCAUAGAUGAACAGAGGCCAGUGAAGCAGCGUCGUGCAAGAGCCAACUACAGCAGCUGGCAGCUGGAGGAGCUGGAGAAGGCCUUCGAGACCACCCACUACCCAGACAUCUUCAUGAGGGAAGCCCUGGCCGUCAGACUGGACCUCAUCGAGGCCAGAGUACAGGUUUGGUUUCAAAACCGCCGUGCCAAGAUGAGACGACAGCUGAAACUCCAGGGUCAGCUUGCAGCGCCCUAUCCAAACAGAGACAAUGAUGAAACAUCUGAGAAAGCGGGCAGGAGUUUAAGACAGCAGACAGAAAGCUCUGACAGCGAGUACUGUGAGAGACGACAGGAAGGAGAAGAAAACUAUCCAUGGACAAAAGCUGCGGGUGCUGCACUGAGUGUACAUAUGCAGCCUGUGACCCAGAGGUCGGGGAAAUGGGAGAGGCCGGAGGGGCCGGAGGAGCCGAGUACAGAGGAGCUCCGCUCCUGUAGCAUCGCCAAGCUGAGAGCCAAAGCCAGAGAGCAUGAGGCCGAGAUCCACAGCACCGUAAACAUGUCAGGAGGCGACAUACAGUCACAAACACAGGAAACUUAUGCCAAGCACAGUGAUUGAUCAUUUUUCUACUUCCUGUUUGUACAGAUAACCAUAAAAAGCAAUGUACAUUAUUACUGUGCCAGAACAUACUUUCUGAACCUUUUUGAG
Messenger RNA from Larimichthys crocea (large yellow croaker), 1629 nucleotides. RefSeq names its product homeobox protein unc-4. Gene Ontology annotation, biological process: regulation of DNA-templated transcription. The record is from RefSeq and is a predicted model, not a curated record. Gene Ontology annotation, molecular function: sequence-specific double-stranded DNA binding; DNA-binding transcription factor activity, RNA polymerase II-specific. Bases 715 to 1539 code for a protein of 274 amino acids. Lineage: Eukaryota; Metazoa; Chordata; Actinopteri; Sciaenidae. The transcript is spliced from 3 exons.